AGUUUUUUUUUCUUUGUUGAAGCUUACACCGUUCACCUCUCGGAUUGCACUCACUGCGAGAGACACCAAAAAUGGCAUCGACCCCCGUACCCUACCCGUUGCUCGUACCGCUCGACGGACGAGUCUUUAAGUGCCUUGAAGGGCUUCCUCUACUGGCCGGGCCGUCUGCGUUGGCUCAGCCUUCAUUUGGGAACCGGGAUUGGCUGGCGAUGGAGAUGUGCCCGCCCGCCUGCCUGGAGAUGGAGAUGCGUGUGCCGGGCAUUAUUUUCAUUGUCGCAUUUUUCAUCAUCACACUCCCACCCCACUGUCGUUCCUCCGCACCAAAGGGUCCGCACAGCUUUCAUAGAAGUUUUUAUGGCUCGCUGUGCUUGGCUGGCUUCUGGCUUUUGCUACACUCCCGUCCACCUGCUCCUGGCUCCUUGUGGUGCUCUCCUGUUACUGCUACUGCCACAGCCACAGCCACUGCCACUGCCUUUGCCGUUAGCCCUGCACCUGUGCGUCGCUUAGGACCGGAAGCUGCACAUCAGCGCUUCCAUGUGCGUGGGAGGCGUGGGGCGGCAGUCUCUUUUCUAGUCUCGCCAUCGUCCUCAUUGCACAGUGGGCACUGUGGCGAUUUAUAGUGAUACGAAAUAUAGUUUUUAGUAGUUGAAGAAUGAAAAUGUUGCCUACAUCUAAUGCCAAU
Messenger RNA from Drosophila obscura, 682 nucleotides. RefSeq lists its product as uncharacterized. Lineage: Eukaryota; Metazoa; Arthropoda; Insecta; Diptera; Drosophilidae. The transcript has 2 exons. The coding region runs from base 72 to 620 and encodes 182 amino acids. The record is from RefSeq and is a predicted model, not a curated record.